Messenger RNA from Cooperia oncophora, 279 nucleotides. NCBI's taxonomy places the organism in Eukaryota, Metazoa, Nematoda, Chromadorea, Rhabditida, Trichostrongylidae. The record is from the annotation of a GenBank genome assembly.
AUGUCGUCUUUAUUGACCCUAUUUCUGACGGUGGUUUUCGUUUCGGAAUGGUGCGGCGCGUACAAGAUGGUCAUCUUUGUUCCCGACAUCGCCAAUAGUCAGGUCAUUUUCAGCAGUCGGGUGGCGGAAACGCUGGCAAAAGCUGGUCAUGACGUUACAAUGGUACUGAUCACAGGAUACUCUGAAAGCGACUCAAGCAAAGUGAAAAUCAUGAAGGAGGUUUCAAGUAGGUUAGAAAAGAGAUUCCUAGCCAUACUCCUUCUGGUGGUAGUGCAGUAA